Lutzomyia longipalpis is the source of this 3922-nucleotide messenger RNA. RefSeq names its product plasma membrane ascorbate-dependent reductase CYBRD1 (gene nemy). The record is from RefSeq and is a predicted model, not a curated record. Lineage: Eukaryota; Metazoa; Arthropoda; Insecta; Diptera; Psychodidae. Gene Ontology annotation, molecular function: oxidoreductase activity. Bases 760 to 1638 code for a protein of 292 amino acids. The transcript is spliced from 6 exons.
GAACCGCCUAGUGUGUGGAAGAUGUGACAAACUAUUUACGUGACUCUCAGAUGAGAAAUCUGAAUAUUAAAUAUUGUGAAAUAAUUUCAUAUUAAUUUUCCAUCGCUGCACUCGUUUUUUUUUCGUAGUCAUGCCGCAAUUACCCUUUCUUCCGCAAAUUGUGAGUUUCACAUGAAUAUUCUCCUUGCUUGGAUGGAGUAUUGCUUUAUUUGAUGGUGUCGUCCCGCGGAGAAUUUGUUGGUCGCGCAACUCCAAAUUAGUUACUUACAAACCAUAGAAGAAGUCAAACGCUCCUCUUUAUACAGCUCAAUGUGUGAAAUAUCCACAAGAGAGUGAUUUUUCAAUUUUUUUUUCUUGAUUGAAAGUGCAAGUAAUGCAAUUUUCUUCCCUCUGUGAAUUCCAAUAAAAAGUCAUUGAAUUCCCUGUGCUGACUUUGAGUGGUACGGGCCAUGGGUAUUUCGUGCUUUAAAUGUGAUGGAGAAUGCAAUGAAAUUGUUUGACGAAAGUGGUGCUUAAAUUAAAUAUUUAUACACGAGCUGGACUUGGUGUAUAAAAUCCAUGGAACAUUCGUGGAAGAUUGUGAAGAAAUUUAUCUAUUUUCUAGCAAGUUAACACUUUGUCUAUGGUGGAAAGUGAUUAAAAUCAGCGAAGAGAACAAGAGAGAGUGCGGGGUACGAGGAGGUUUACUUUUAAUUGAAGUUUGAAACAGCAAAAAAGAGCUCCCUGAAGCUGGAUUCGUUAAAAAAAGUUCUGCAAAAUAUGGAUACGAACACCGUGAGCCCACUGCCACCGCCCGAAGCACCGCUGGCAAUGAUGGAGAAUGAGAAGACACCACCGCCCAGGAGUCCCGGUAGUGCAGCGGAUAUGCCACCACCACCGGAUGAAAAACGUUACGAUGAUGAUGCCGACAAUUCCUGGAGCUGUGGUUCGUGGUUUGAGUACAUCAUUGUGGUUGUCUUAUCCACGAUCUUCCUCAUUGGAGCCCUUGUGCUCGUCAUUUACUGGGCCGUCCAGCAUGGCAAUGGCUUUGCGUGGUCAGAGGAUCCCCAGAAGCAAUUCAAUCUGCAUCCGGUUCUCAUGGUGGCCGGUUUCAUCACCCUCUCCGGAUUCUCCAUUCUUCUCUAUCGUCUCUGCCGUUGCCUGAAACACAUCUAUGUGAAAUUGCUGCAUAUGUUCUUCCACGCCUGUGCUGUACCAUGUGUUGUCAUCGGUUUCCUGGCCGUCCUCGAUUCUCACAAUCUCGCCAAUCCGCCGAUUCCCAACUUCUAUUCACUCCACUCGUGGCUCGGUCUCGUUACAAUGGGGCUCUUUGCAACACAAUUCGUCGUGGGAUUCUUCAGUUUUCUGGUCUUGUUAUGCUGCGAAGAUGCCACCUACUCAUGUCGAGCUGCCAUGGUGCCCAUUCACGCCAGCUUUGGGCUUGCCAACUUCAUGCUGGCUAUUGCAACAUGCGUUUCUGGGAUCACAGAGAAAGCAAUCUUUAAGCUCAAGGAAGACUACUCAAAAUGGACAGAGGAGGGGAUCAUUCUCAAUGCUCUCGGUGCCACGCUCAUUGCUCUUGGUAUCCUUGUUUGCUUCGCCGUGAGACGAUCCAAUGCCCCGGCCACGGCAAAGGUGUACGUGACAGAGCGCCUAUAAAUGACCAACCAAGGCGGAUUUAAUCAAAUUCUAUUUAAAAAUGCAUCUUAAGGGUAAGUUAAUCGUAAAUGUAAUGAGAGAUAUUAAUACGUAGUAUUAACUGGAGGAUCUUUGUUAUUGACUUUUUAAAAAUAAUUUAGUUGAGAAACAAUGUUGUGUAGUUAAAUUAUUUCCCAAAAAGAAAAGAAAAAAAGACGCUAAAAGAGAGAAUCAAUAUGUGAAAGAGUUUAUUAAAAAGAAAUAUUAAAAGAAAAAAAUAAGUAAUUUAUAGAAUCUAUUUCGAGUAUUCUUUUUCGUGUAUAAAUUUAAAAAAAAAAAGAAAAAUGUGGAUCAAAAUGCUCGAUAAAAUAUAUUAGGUUUUCCCACAAGAGAUUUUCUUUCUCUUGUUCCAUCGUAAAAUGUGAAUUUUUUAUUACUUUUCCUAAUUGAAAUAUAUUUCCCAAAAUGAAGCAAAAAAUCGUUCUUAUUUCGUAAACUUUGUUAAGGGAAAAUAAAAACAGCAAGAAAGUGAGAUAGUAUGUAAAAUUUAUUCCUAAGAGAAAAGUGAAAAGUAAGAAAAAACAAGUAUUAAAUGAGAAUUGUUAAGUGAAUGUCUAAAGAUGAAAAAAAAUUAACAAGUAAAUAUUUUUACUUUUACGCAAUAUUUUGAAGAAAAAAGGCAAAAUAAUUCUCUUAUGUCCCACAGAAACAUUGAAUUGUUUAAUGAAAAAAAAAAUUGAAACCACCUCAAAUCUUUCUAUAUAAUAAAACAUACGCAAAAUGGAAAUAAAACGUGGAAAAGAAAACUUCUCAUUAAGAAAAUACAAAAUAAAACGAGAUACUAACGAAAAAAAAUGAAGAAAAAAAUAGAAGACACUGAAAAUUUUUACAUAUUUAUACUUUUUAUAAUAGUGUUUUAAAAAGAAAAUGUGAAAUGAUGAUAUAAAAUGAUAAAACUAUUCCAUAGUGAAGGAGAUAAAAAAAGUAUUAAGCUACUAAUAUAUCACAUAGCAUUGACUAAUUAUGCGGAAAAAAUGUCAUUAAUCUUACAAAAAAAAUAAUAUCGUCAAUCAUAAAUAGUAUAAAUAAAAUAAUCAAAUAUUAAAAAAAAAAACAUUUAAUCAAAAAAUGAAUCAUAAUUGGGUGUGUUUAAAUGUUUAAGAUGGCAAACAAGAUAAGAAAAGCUCAGAGUGAACCAAGCAUUGCAAUGUAAUAUUUGCAAUUUUCUUUGCUUUCCUUUCGGAAAUUAUAUAAUUACAAUUUUUUCGAUAUAAAAAAUAUGUGUUCAUUGUGAAAUUCCAAUAGAAAAAUAAAUUGAUUGAAGAAAGUUUCUUUAUGAAUAAUUCUUGAGGAUAGUACGAAAAGAUUUGCAAAUAUUCGGGGACUUUAUGAUUUAAAAUUUUCCAUAGAAUUUUCUAUUGAAUUCUAUGUCUCUAUUAAGAAAAACUUUCGUAUAUAAAGUUUCAAUUCUAAGAAGUGAAAGUUUCUUAAAUAAUAAAUUACUUCCGGAUGGAAAUUAAUCCUUUAAAAUUAAUGAAGUUUAAAAGUUUUCGAUUUAAAAACUUUUCAUGGAUUUACCUUAAAAGGUUUUAAUGAAAUAUCCGUGAUUGAAAGUUCCUUAAUUUUCUUCCCUGAAUAUUUCAAAAUCUUCUUUGUGGAAAACCUCAACUAAGAGCAUCAACAACGAUAAUUUAAAUUAAAUAAAAAAAAACAUAGAACAAUAUAGUGAGAAUAAAUUAGGUGAAAAUUUCUAUAUAAUAGUAUAAUUAUGUAUUUGUAAGUAUAUUUGGUGAAAGAAUAUGUGAAAAAAAAUCAAAUUAAAGUGCAUCGAUAAGAUUUCAAAAUGAUAAGACGAAGACAUUCAACAAAUCAAAACAAGACUAAUGAAAAGUAGAAUUCGCAUGAGAAAGGAAAUUCAUUUCAUGGUCAAACGAUGCUAUAAAAUGCUCAUAAUGCUCUUUCCCAAUCAUUUUGCAAUGUUUUAUUUUGUUCUUUUCUGUGUCAGCUAAAUUGCUGAAAAUCAAGCAUUUUAUUUAUUAUUUCGUGCUCACUUGCACGCACUUUUUUGCAGAAGAUUUUUCUCCGUUUAUCGAGAUUGCGCCUUUUGAAUUUAAACUGAUAUGUUGUGGUUUUUCUGUGCAUUGCUGAUGCACGCAUUUGCGCGAUUUGUUUAAUUUUCCCCUCAGAAAAAAAGUGAAUAUCAUACCGAAAUUAAUGAUAGAAAAUUUCAUUAUACAGUAAUUCAUUAUUAUACAAGACAUUUAGAGAAAUAGUUGACAUAUGAAUAAAGUUAGAGACUAAAUAA